Acanthopagrus latus (yellowfin seabream) is the source of this 1699-nucleotide messenger RNA. RefSeq names its product galactokinase 1 (gene galk1). Lineage: Eukaryota; Metazoa; Chordata; Actinopteri; Spariformes; Sparidae. Gene Ontology annotation, cellular component: cytoplasm; cytosol. Gene Ontology annotation, biological process: carbohydrate phosphorylation; galactose metabolic process. The record is from RefSeq and is a predicted model, not a curated record. The transcript has 8 exons. Gene Ontology annotation, molecular function: galactokinase activity; ATP binding. The coding region runs from base 189 to 1370 and encodes 393 amino acids.
UAAAAAGAAAAAAAAAAGCACCUGACAUGUCACAAAACAUCUCGUCAACGGUUCUGCUGCAUAUGACACCACCACUUUGUGGUCUUGACAGCUUGUUAGGUCAUUGAGGCUGACAGCCAGGCUCGUAUUUCGGCCUGCCCGUCGAUGCAGCUUGUGUUUAAAUCAGCGGUUACGUUGCGUUUUGCUCAAUGGCCAGUGUAUAUCCAGCUGUGGCCGAGCUCGUUGCGGAGGCUCGGCGUGUGUACGCGCAAGAGUUCGGGGAAGAGGCUCCUCGGACGGCGGCGUGUGCCCCGGGACGAGUCAACCUGAUAGGGGAGCACACCGACUACAACCAGGGAUAUGUGCUGCCAAUGGCGCUGCCCCUGGUGACUGUGGUGGUGGGGAGUCAAACCUCUGGCCGGGAUGUUACUGUGGUAACAGCAACUAAGGAUGCUGAUGAGCCCAGGAGGGUGGACUUCAGCCUGCCUGGCGACGGAUCACCGCUGUCUCCAGGGUCACCCAGCUGGGCAAACUACGUGAAGGGUGUAAUACAGCAUUACAGGGCUUCUCCAGUCCCGGGUUUCAGGGCGGUGAUAGCCAGCAGUGUCCCCCUGGGAGGAGGCCUGUCCAGCUCUGCCUCUCUGGAGGUGGCUGUCUACACGUUCCUGCAGCAACUCAGGCCAGAUGAUGGAGACAAAGUAUCCAAAGCAGUAGCCUGUCAGCAGGCAGAGCACACUCAUGCUGGUGUACCCUGUGGCAUUAUGGAUCAGUUUGUGUCUGUGCUCGGCAGGGAAGGUCAUGCUUUGCUCAUCGACUGCAGGUCCCUGGAGGCCACCCCUGUUCCUCUGGCUGAUCCAGGCCUCGUCAUUCUCAUCACCAACUCCAAUGUGAGACACUCUCUGACUGGCAGUGAGUAUCCCAUGAGACGCAGACAGUGCGAGGAGGCUGCCACUACCUUGGGAAAGGAGAGUCUCAGAGAUGCUACCAUCAAGGACCUGGAGGAGGCAAAGGACAGACUGGAUGAUGUAACCUGUCGAAGAGCUCGUCAUGUGAUCGAGGAGAUAGAGAGAACUGUACAGGCUGCCGAGGCCCUGAAAAGAGGAGCCUACAAAGAGUUUGGAAAGCUCAUGGUAGAGAGCCACAACUCCCUGAGAGAUCUGUAUGAGGUGAGCUGCAAGGAGCUGGAUGAGCUGGUGUCUGCAGCCAUGGAAGUGGACGGGGUGUUUGGCAGCCGGAUGACAGGUGGAGGGUUCGGCGGAUGCACAGUGACUCUGCUGCAGGCCAGUGCCAUCGACAGGACGAUACUCCACAUAAAGCAGCGAUACAGUGGAACUCCGACCUUCUAUGUCACGACUCCUUCAGAGGGAGCUCGGGCUCUCAGUCUGUCCUGACCUUUGUCAACACAUGUGCUAUAUGAGCACAGCUGAUUCAUUCCUCUUUAUAGGCUUUACUGUUUGAUUUGUUUUGCCUGGAGAUGAUUGAGAAGCAUUUUGCUAAUGAUGGGGAAAGUGCCUUCACAGUGAGGAACUGCUUUCUGAUCAAAUUCAUUUUUAUUUGAUUUAUUUUUGUCACAGUAAUUCAAUGCUUUAGCAUCCAGAUAACUUGUUGCAGCUGUUUUAUAUAAUUAUGUAAUAAAUAUACUGUACUGUAAAUGCAAGCUGAAUCGUUUUAUUUCCACAUGACGUUCAUUGAAUAAACCUUGUUGUUAUAAAAAUGUAGA